GCGAGCUGUUGACGCUGCGAGGAUGUGGGCAGGAAGUGCCAUGCAGAGCCAGCAGAAGCCUUCACGCUUCUCGGCGCACUUCUUGCACAAUCGUGUCGGCGCCACCAAAAAUGUCCCUCGGUUGACGCCGCCAGCCUCCAGGGAGCGGACACUCUCCCCCCCGGCGUGUGAGCCCCGAACGCUCGGUGUCGGUUCCCCAAAUCCGGACGAGGGCGCCGCUUUCUGGGCCUGCUCGCUGUGAAGACGUCAAAGGAGGCUCCGGACAAAAAAAAAAAAAAGGAUACAUUCUCUUUCCCCCCUCGGCCAUGAGGGAGUACAAAGUGGUUGUUCUCGGCUCGGGUGGGGUCGGGAAAUCCGCCCUGACCGUGCAGUUCGUGACGGGCUCCUUCAUCGAGAAGUACGACCCCACCAUCGAGGACUUCUACCGGAAGGAGAUCGAGGUGGACUCGUCGCCGUCCGUCCUGGAGAUCCUGGACACGGCCGGGACGGAACAGUUCGCCUCCAUGCGGGAUCUGUACAUCAAAAACGGACAAGGCUUCAUCCUGGUCUACAGUCUGGUCAACCAGCAGAGCUUCCAGGACAUCAAGCCCAUGCGGGACCAGAUCAUCCGGGUGAAGAGGUACGAGAGGGUGCCCAUGAUCCUGGUGGGCAACAAAGUGGACCUGGAGGCCGAGCGAGAGGUGUCGUCCGGGGAAGGCAAGGCUCUGGCCCAGGACUGGACCUGCCCCUUCAUGGAGACCUCGGCCAAGAAUAAAAUCUCUGUGGAUGAACUCUUUGCAGAAAUAGUCCGACAGAUGAACUAUUCCACGGUUCCUGCCGGACGUGACAAGUGUUGCUCGUGUGUUCUGCUCUAAACAAUCACCUUUUCUCUUCUUUUUUUUUGAAACUGAACAAAAAAACAAUCUUUAUUUCGCACCUGUUGUCUUAUGGUUUCGCACAAAUCAAACGGACAACAAUCUGACGUAGGGCUGGGCGAUAUGAGCGAAAAUGUAUCUCGACUUAUUUUUACUUAGAUUCGAUAUAUAUACCUCGAUAUAUUUUUAGUUGAAAGUAUACAUAGAAAGAUAUUCAUUUUUGAGCGAUAGUCAGUGAUUGACAACUGUACUGUAAACACUUUUAUUAACCCAGUUAGUCAAGAUAGGUAUUAACGGCACAGAAUAACUGUUUAAGUAGCACAGAAUCACAUAAUGUAAAUAAAAUAGAACAAUUUUAUUUCUACGUAAAAUAAAUAACAUGGUUGUGCAAUUGGCCCUGCGAUGAGGUGGUCAAUUGUCCAGGGUGUACGCCGCCUUCUGCCCGAUUGUAGCUGUGGUAGGCGCCAGUGACCCCAAGAGGGAAUAAGCGGUGGUAAAUGGAUGGAUGGAUAGUUGUGCAAAAACUACACAAUGUCUCAAACUUAGAUACAAAAAUACAUUUGCAGGCUGGCACUUUGUGAUUUCACUUCCUGGUUCGAUGACCUGCUUUAUCUUGCCUCUGAUUGGCUUGACCCUAACCAAUCGUGACUCAUCAUAGUAAAGGAGGAAGGGGAGGGCUUUAGUAACCCAAGGGGGGAGAACAAGAAACAACAAAAAGGCAAUAUUUGGUCAUUUUAACGUGAAAUACAUUAUAUCGAUAUCACGAUAUUUUCUUACUUCAUAUUUUGUUUAAAAAUAUAUCGAUACAUCUUCCGAACUCGAUAUAUCGCCCAGCCCUAAUCUAAAGUAUAAUAGUCCAGGAAACGUGUUUACAUUGACAAAGUACUUGAAUGUUAUUGUUUUCAAAUAUAUAGCUUUGUAUAAUAUGACACUUCUCUGGAAACGUGCCUCAGUGGGAAUGUCUUAUUGUGAAAACCUAAGAGACAUUGUUGGGUUUUUUUUUCCUUCUCAUGUACUGUUUUAAUCUCUCGUGCUCAGUGGUGGAGUCAGUGUUAACGUCGCUCACUUUGAAGACAUUGUGGUUAAAAAAAACAGAAAAAAACUAGGGAUGGGUUGUUUGACGUCGGGGAAAAUUAAUAAUUCAAGUUAUUUCGUUGAAAUAUUUCUUAUUUAUUUUAGAUGGCUUACUUUUACAGCUAAUGCUGUGCAACAGUCUUCUCGGCUUGAAUAAACAGCGCCCCUGCUGGUGACCUGCUUAUACUGCACUUCAUUUUGCCAUGUGACUAAUCUAAGACAACAGGGGUGUCAAAGUCAAAGGCCAGAUCUGACCCACAAAUGAAAGAUAUAAGGCCCCCAGGAUGAUACUUGAUUACUAUUAAAAGCGGCCCGCAUGCUGCUGUUUUAAACGCACCAAUACUCCAUCAGUGUUGGUGCUAGGAAUUUUCAAAACCCAUCAAGUCAUAUCAAUGGGGUCCCACGGUAAUUUUUUUGGGGUCCCACUGUUUUUGUAAGCAUUUUGAAAACAAAUGAUAAAUGCAUGCAUUAUCAUAGUGUUCAUUAGAUUGUGUUCUGGAAAACGGUUGUCAAACGUUACUUAAUUCAUUAAAAAAAACAAUACAAAAGAAAACACAUUUAUGCAAAAAUAAAUGUAUUCAGUUAUAAACAUUCUUUCACUUUCUUAUUUCAUUCAUGGAUCUAAACUUUACCGCUGCUGGUAGUUUUUUCUAAAUUUUUUAUUGUAAUAAUUUCAAAAUGUGUUUCUUCUAUUUUUGGCCAAAGUUUAACAAAGAAAACUCUGAAGUUGUCUUUAUUUUUGAGUUUUAAUGCCAUGAUUUUAAUAGUCCGUGUGUACAGAUUUUUCUCCCUGCGGCCCCUGAGCUCAAAUGACUUUGACACCCCUGUAAUAUAAUAAUAAACCCAUCCCGAGUAAUAAGUAGAUUUAAAAAAAAAAUGUGUUUCCCUUCUCCAGUGUGUUGGAAGUGUGUUACCAGUGGAACUUAGUGCACAAGGACCUUAGUGCGCUGCUUUGGCUGCACGGGGUCACGCCAUGACGGUUGACCUCAUGUCAAGUGCCUUCCUGCGACUGUGCCAAGUCAGCCAGUGACGAGCCCUCCUUCCUCUGCAGUGCGUCUCCACGCCAAUCAGAACUUAGCUUUUUUUUUUGUUUGUUUGUUUCCCCUCUGAGUCAGGCCCAAUGUGGAGGUACUGCAGUGAAGAAGCCAUGUUUAAUCUUUUUCCUUGAUGAUGUGAUGACAUUUUUAUUGUAAUUCUACCUUUUGGACAAAUCUGUGAUCAACUUGUCAGUUUUGAGAGACUUGUAAUACAAAAGGCAUUUUAUGUACCAA
Messenger RNA from Nerophis ophidion (straightnose pipefish), 3199 nucleotides. RefSeq names its product ras-related protein Rap-2b. Gene Ontology annotation, cellular component: plasma membrane. The transcript has a single exon. Bases 306 to 854 code for a protein of 182 amino acids. Gene Ontology annotation, biological process: Rap protein signal transduction; negative regulation of cell migration. NCBI's taxonomy places the organism in Eukaryota, Metazoa, Chordata, Actinopteri, Syngnathiformes, Syngnathidae. The record is from RefSeq and is a predicted model, not a curated record. Gene Ontology annotation, molecular function: GTP binding; GTPase activity; GDP binding.